Molecule: messenger RNA, 1008 nt
Organism: Peniophora sp. CBMAI 1063
Lineage: Eukaryota; Fungi; Basidiomycota; Agaricomycetes; Russulales; Peniophoraceae
Source: the annotation of a GenBank genome assembly
AUGGCGAGCUCGACGAUUACGACACUACGACUCCGCGCUCGCCGCGCCAACUUCGAUAUCAUGAGCGUCGAUCAGGAACGUCCUCCACGUCUGCACUUUCAAAGGCUCGCGCGGUCCCUUGACAGCGCGUCUCGCACAAGGUUCAGGACCGGUGUCGGUCUGCUGACAUUUCUGGAGAAGCGGGACCUCCUCACGCGCCACCCCGCCCUUCGGGAAGGGUUUGAGAAGAUCAAGGCUCUGAAUCAGAGGGGAAUCGCCGGCAAGGAGCUUGUGAAGGCCAAGAACGAAUAUCGUGUGAUGUUCAGGACCGCGAGUAGGGCGUAUUGUGAGGCAGAAUGCAAGCGGGACGUCUCGAUACAGGCGAAACAGAAUCAGUUGAAUAUAUUCGCUGCACCACCCCCAAGCCCGGAACCGUCGUCGGACGCGGAUACGGCACAAGCCGCCGACGAGGUGCCGCCCUUGAAACAUCCAAACGAGUACGCUCGCGUCGCCCACACACCACCGGGCCGUGCACGCCAAUAUCUCAUAGAACACUAUGCACUGUUGCCCCGUCCCACUCGCAUGGUGUCCUUCAGCACAGGCCUGGCUUCCCUGGCCACCGGCGGGAUAUGCGCCACUUGCCAUCUCAAGGUUCAGCAGCAAACUCGUGUCGUGCUGCAUGUCGCCUCAUGUCAGGCUGAAGCCAAGCUCUCGGAGGGUCGCGACCUGCUUCCGGGUGCUGAAUGGGAGCCGCGCGCCUGCACAACGUGCCCUCUCAAUCCAACAUCCACCUGCGUAGACACCGUCUGUCACGCCGAGGAAGACUUUCAUACCCACGUUCGCGAGUUUCGCUCCCCGUACGGCACCUGUCCAUUCUGCCCAUUCAAGAGUACGAGCGAGCACCCGUUCCAUCUGGCACAAGAGUACGGAUAUGCCCACGACGGAGGAUUUGCUGAAUAUCGCUUCGCGCGUCAGGAGUGGGGCUCGUCGCUCCGAACGGUCUUGACGAAGAUGCCUGCGCCACGCUAG